Molecule: messenger RNA, 1235 nt
Organism: Plodia interpunctella (Indianmeal moth)
Lineage: Eukaryota; Metazoa; Arthropoda; Insecta; Lepidoptera; Pyralidae
Product: transcription factor Adf-1-like
Exons: 5
Coding region: 113-697 (194 amino acids)
Biological process (GO): regulation of transcription by RNA polymerase II
Cellular component (GO): transcription regulator complex; nucleus
Molecular function (GO): DNA binding
Source: RefSeq, a predicted model, not a curated record
AUCUCCCGAGUAUCGCUUCGUCUCGCUCAGUGUAGCUCGCGCCUCGCCCGCAGUCGCUGCGUCGCUCGGCAUCGCAUCGCAUAGCUGAUAAACUGCGCGCCGUUGAUAAGCCAUGACGAGACCGUACCGGGAAAGGCUGAUCAACGAGGUGAGGCAGUGUCCCGUGCUGUACGACACGGGCAACGAAAACCACCGGGACAUCAACGCCCGCGACCGCUGCUGGCAGGAGAUCUCAGCCAAACUCGGCAUGAACUGUGAAAUCCUGAAGCGGGAGUGGAAGAUUCUCCGGGACUCGAUGCGACAGGCGCUAAAGAGGACCCGUAACUCCAGUUCUUCAGCGGGACUGCCCGGCAAGAAGUGGCGCUUCCAGAGCCAGAUGGCGUUCUUGUUGCCCUACAUGACCAAGAGGACACAGCGCCAAUUCCGCGACUCCAUCAAGAUGGACUCGUCCGCGGAGCCCGAGCACUCGGAGCAGGAGCAGGACACAGACGUGUGGGACCCGGGGCACCCGCCCCCCGACCACGACUCCCUGGAGCUGUUCUUCGCCAGCGUCUGCCAGAGCACCAAGCGACUGCCACGAACAUUGCAGAAUCAGGUGAAGAGGCAAGUGCUGGACGCGCUGCUCAGGGCUGAGGACGAGCUCCACGGAGAGGACACGAAGGCGGAGCUCAGCAAACAAGACUUACACUUGAACUAGCCUAGGAUAGUAGUAUAAAAUAAUAGGAUAAUAAUUUAAAACAACACUCGUAUCUCAGACUCGAUUGGUUGAAUAAAGGGCUAAAUGAGAUUGGAAUAAAAAAUACACAUUUUGAAAAUGAGUAUCACAUUUCGCAGAAAUUGGUUCAAUAUUUAUUUGCACAAUUGUGAAAAUCCUGGUGCACUGGCUUUAUGGAUGGAUAAGGAGUAAAAGCCAUGACCAAGUGGAAGCCAAAUGCGGACUGGUGCAUUUUAGCGACUGCAAAUACAGUCGGGUACAGGAGCCUAAUACGAGCUUAUAUAAUACACCCAUUUUAGUCGAUCUAAUGACCGACUGUUGCGAAAGUGUCUCAACUCAACUGCUGCGACCGCAAGCUAAUGGAGGCUUCGAGCUCCUCCUCCUAGCUCAUUACCCCCUUGAAAAUGUCAGGCUGCGACUGCACCUGGGACUGACCUUCACCCUGAGCCGGAUCGAGUUUUUGGGAUCACUAGCCAGGGACAGACAACUAGUGUGACAAAUAUAUUAAUACACUAGCCAG